Triticum dicoccoides is the source of this 702-nucleotide messenger RNA. RefSeq names its product superoxide dismutase [Cu-Zn], chloroplastic-like. The record is from RefSeq and is a predicted model, not a curated record. Gene Ontology annotation, biological process: superoxide metabolic process. The transcript is spliced from 7 exons. The coding region runs from base 67 to 687 and encodes 206 amino acids. Lineage: Eukaryota; Viridiplantae; Streptophyta; Magnoliopsida; Poales; Poaceae. Gene Ontology annotation, molecular function: copper ion binding.
CCCCGAGCCCACCUUAUCGCCAGUCACCACCAACCCCCAAAAGUUCUUCCGCUCCCGACGACCGCCAUGGCCGCGCAGAGCCUCCUCUUUGCCGCCGCCGCGCCUCUCUUCCAGGUUCCUGCCUCUGCCCGCCCUUUCCAGUCGCUCCGAAUUGUCUCCACUCCAGGAGGCGCCACCGCCGCCGCCAGGGCGCUCGUCGUCGCCGACGCCACCAAGAAGGCAGUCGCGGUGCUCAAGGGCACCUCCCAGGUCGAGGGCGUCGUCACGCUCACCCAGGAAGACGACGGUCCCACGACGGUGAACGUUCGUAUCACUGGACUUGCUCCUGGACUUCAUGGCUUCCACCUCCAUGAGUUCGGUGACACGACUAAUGGGUGCAUAUCAACAGGUCCACAUUUUAACCCAAACGGCCUGACACAUGGUGCACCAGAAGAUGAAGUCCGUCAUGCGGGUGACCUGGGAAACAUUGUUGCCAAUGCUGAAGGUGUGGCGGAGACAACCAUUGUCGAUAGCCAGAUUCCUUUGACUGGCCCUAAUGCAGUUGUUGGGAGAGCGUUUGUUGUUCAUGAGCUUGAAGAUGACUUGGGAAAAGGUGGGCAUGAGCUCAACCUCAGUACUGGAAAUGCUGGUGGAAGACUUGCAUGUGGUAUGUUCUCUGAUACAUUUCUUACAUUUCUUUUCAAAUGAUUUUAUAAUAAUUUU